Messenger RNA from Cryptomeria japonica (Japanese cedar), 1629 nucleotides. RefSeq names its product G-type lectin S-receptor-like serine/threonine-protein kinase LECRK4. The coding region runs from base 1 to 1629 and encodes 542 amino acids. The transcript has a single exon. Gene Ontology annotation, molecular function: protein kinase activity; ATP binding. Gene Ontology annotation, biological process: protein phosphorylation. The record is from RefSeq and is a predicted model, not a curated record. NCBI's taxonomy places the organism in Eukaryota, Viridiplantae, Streptophyta, Pinopsida, Cupressales, Cupressaceae.
AUGGCUUCGGCUUUUAUGAGUAUCCUCCUCCGUCUGGCAUAUGCUACUUAUCUGCUCUUCGUCAUCAGCGUUGUCACACAGCAGCAGGACAACCCUUGUCUACCUGCAGACGUGGAUCAUGAUGUUGGGGUGUGUGGGUUCAAUGGAAUCUGUGGAGUCUUCGGCUCUUCAUUCUAUUGCAGUUGUCGUCCGGAAUUCGACUUUCUCGACAAGCGUAACCAUUCAAAGGGAUGUGUGCAGAAUCCAUCGCAGCUACAAAGCUGCAGUGCAAGUGGCGCAGAAAUGAAGAGGCUUGCGGGAGUAGAUUUUCCUGGGAAUGAUUACGCGCGGUUGUUAUCCACGAAUGAAUCUGCGUGCCGCCAGGCAUGCAUGGAAGACUGCUAUUACACAGUGGUUAUCUUCGGCGUUAUUAACACCACAGAAACUUGUUGGAAGAAGGCAACGCCAGUAAGAUUCAGCCUACCAAACGACGCACGAACCGUUUAUAUGAAAGUCUACAGCGGAGUCUCCAACACAAUUCCCCCCAAAACGUCGGAGGAAAGAAACGACAAGGGGAAAACGCUUACAGUUAUUGGCGCAAUCCUUCUGGGUUGCUUCUUUGUAUUUGCAGCAAUUUUUUUAUUAAUUUGGUUGUAUACAUGCCGACCCAAGCUGGGAGAGUUGCAAGCGCAUCGAAAGUUUGAUCCAGUUGGGGUGAAGGGAUUCAGUUAUCAAGAGAUCGACGGUGCGACUAGAAGCUUAAAGCAAGAAAUAGGGAGAGAGGCCUUCGGGAAGGUCUAUAAGGGCGUCUUAUCUGACGGACGCGCAAUUGCUGUGAAGAAACUUGACGAUCUUCUCUUGCAAGAAGGACAUGAAGAGGGAGAAAAGGAGUUUAGAACAGAGAUGAAUAUCAUCGGGGCAAGCCAUCAUAAAAAUCUUGUUCAACUGUAUGGCUUCUGUAGCGAGGGCUCACACAGGCUUCUGAUAUACCAGUACAUGUCCAAUGGGUCUCUCAACAAGUUUUUAUUUAGGGGUACACAAGAUCUCGACUGGGAGCUGCGUGUUCAGAUUGUUUUGGGAACUGCAAGGGGAAUUCUCUACUUGCAUGAAGAGUGCGAAACCCCUAUCAUCCAUUGUGAUAUAAAGCCUCAAAACAUCCUACUAGAUGAAACUUACCGUGCUAAGAUAGCCGACUUUGGAAUAUCCAAAUUGAUUGGCGCAGAGCAAACGAGAACCUUUACUGCGGCCCGCGGUACCAUCGGUUACAUAGCUCCUGAGUGGCAUAAGAGUGGUGCUGUUACAGUCAAAGUGGACGUGUAUAGCUUCGGAGUGGUGCUCUUGGAGAUUAUCUGUUGCAGGAAAAUGUUCGAGUUGCAUGUUCCAGAAAAUGAAAUGGUUUUGUGUGAUUGGGUAUACGAUUGCUUCAAGUAUGGUCAACUUGUAAAAUUGGUGGAGCAACAAGAUUCCAGAGAUAUUGAGGAAAUAAAGUUGGAAAGAAUGGUGUUGGUGGGGCUAUGGUGUAUUCAAGAAGACUCUUCUCUGAGGCCAUCAAUGAAAAAAGUUGUUCAAAUGCUUGAAGGGACAGUUGAGAUUCCAGUGCCCCCUUUUCCAGAAGUUUCUUCUACCUCAAACCUAUGCCGUCUGCCUUAA